AUGGAUGGGACCGAGCUGGAUGGCAGCCGCAGCGCAGAAGCCCCUCAGCAAGGCUGCCUGGCGGCUGCCGGUGCCACGAGCGAAGCAGCGGGCGAGGAAGCCGCCGCAGCCAUGGAAGAGCCCACGGGGGAGGCUUCUGCCUCAGAGGGCACGGCGGCCUCGAUCCCCAAGGGUGUCGCCACCCCCAGCGCAGCCCAGCAGGAACUGAAGAAGCAGCAGCAAGGUGUCAAGAGGCACCACCACAAGCACAACCUGAAGCAUCGCUACGAGCUACAAGAAACGCUGGGCAAGGGGACCUACGGCAAAGUCAAGAGGGCCAUCGAGAGGUUUUCAGGAAGAGUGGUUGCAAUAAAAUCCAUCCGUAAGGACAAAAUUAAGGAUGAACAAGAUAUGGUUCACAUCAGACGGGAGAUUGAGAUCAUGUCAUCUCUCAGCCAUCCUCAUAUCAUCACUAUAUAUGAAGUGUUUGAGAACAAAGAUAAAAUUGUGAUCAUCAUGGAGUAUGCAAGCAAAGGGGAAUUGUAUGAUUAUAUUAGCGAGAGGAGAAGGCUGAAUGAGCGGGAGACAAGACACUUCUUCCGGCAAAUUGUCUCUGCUGUGCAUUACUGCCAUAAGAAUGGUGUCGUCCAUAGGGACCUAAAACUGGAAAAUAUUCUUCUUGAUGACAAUUGUAAUAUCAAGAUUGCAGACUUUGGGCUUUCGAAUCUUUAUCAGAAAGACAAAUUUCUCCAGACUUUCUGUGGAAGUCCACUGUACGCUUCUCCAGAAAUUGUCAAUGGAAGACCUUACCGAGGCCCAGAAGUUGACAGCUGGGCCCUUGGUGUAUUACUUUACACUCUGGUUUAUGGAACGAUGCCCUUUGAUGGCUUUGAUCACAAAAAUCUAAUCAGGCAGAUCAGCAGUGGAGAAUAUCGUGAACCAACACAGCCUUCAGAUGCUCGAGGUUUGAUCAGAUGGAUGCUGAUGGUGAAUCCUGAGCGCAGAGCAACCAUUGAAGACAUAGCCAACCACUGGUGGGUUAACUGGGGCUAUAAGAGCAGUGUUUGUGAUUGUGAUGCCCUGCAAGACUCUGAGUCCCCUCUGCUGUCUAGGUUCAUAGAUUGGCAUCAUCGUUCCAGUGGCCUCCAGCCAGAAACUGAUACCAAAAUGAAGUGCCUUUCCAAACCAAAAGGAUCUGAAGCCAUGCUAGAGAGACAGAGAUCCCUGAAAAAAUCAAAGAAGGAAAAUGACAUUGCACAGUCUAUCCAGGAAGGAGGAAUUGAAAAUGCAUGCAAAUUAAACUCCAAGAGGCCAAAAGGCAUCUUGAAGAAAAGGAGCAAUAGUGAACAUCGAUCUCAUAGUGCAGGAUUUAUAGAAGGAGUAGUCAAUCCAGUAUUGCCGUCCACUUUUAAAAAGGAGCAGGAGUUAUGUAGGACAGGCAUGUCCAUCAAGAACACUGUGGAGGGGGAGAUAAUGGGUAAAUACAGCACUAAACAGUCUUCCUUAAUGCCAAAAAAAGGAAUUCUCAAGAAGACUCAGCAAAGAGAAUCUGGCUACUACUCAUCUCCAGAACGGAGUGAAUCUUCAGAACUCUUGGACCAUAAUGAGGAGGCAGGAAUCAGUGACACAUCCCCAGGCAUCAUUGAAACAUUAAGGAUAGAGACUCACAGCCAUUCCUACAGGCGCAAGGGUAUUUUAAAACAUAGCAGCAAGUAUUCCACCAGUAGCACAGAUUCAGCUUUGAUCAGCCCUGACACACCAACACUGGAAUCCAUGGAGGAAGCAGGCCUGCGUGGAGAUGGGUUAUCUCGAAGUUACAGCCGCCCUUCUAGUGUGAUAAGUGACGACAGCAUCUUGUCCAGUGACUCUUUUGACUUGGUGGACUUGCAAGAGAACAGGCUUAGAAUAAGGAGCUGUGUGUCUGCUGAAAACGUCCUCCAGAUCCAGGAUUUCCAGGGACUCCAAAACCGUUCACGACCACAGUACCUGAAGCGUUAUCGGAACCGGACAGGCGAUAGCAGUUUUUCCCUUCUUACAGACAUGGAUGAUGUCACUCAGGUCUACAAGAAAGCUCUGGAGAUCUGUAACAAACUUAACUAGCAGGGUGGGGGUGAUAGCAGGGCUGGAAAGAAAGGGUCUUGGGUACCUUUAUGAUGGAGUUGGUCCAAUAUAUCAAUUUGCUGACAGUGGUAGCAUUAUUGAAGUGACAUUGAACAGACAGACUGAGCAGAAAUCCUUCAGUUAUGUCGAGGAAAAAUUCAUCUCAUUCUCAUUAUGCAACCCAAUAGCUCACACAAUCAAAAUACUACCUAAUGUCCAAAGAAGUUACAAUAAUGUAUGAAGCAAAACCUCUGGAAUCUGGCAGACAGAAAAGGAUCAUGUUCCAGUGGCUGUAAGCUGAAGCUAGACAAAAUGUAAACUGGAAAAAGGGUACAUAUAUUUAUAUUAGAGAAGGUAACUAACCACUGGAAAAGCUAUAAUACUAAAGAGUAAAAAAUAAUAAUCAUUUUAAAGUCAGCUGUUAAGUAUAAGAAAUCAUUUGCAGGUGGAUUGGUUAACAUCCAUAUGUUUAAGCUAAUGACAUUUUCUGAUUUCCAGCCACACAAGGCCCUGAUCCACAGAUAUAUACAUGCAGCAUUUGGCUUUCUGUUGCAUACAUCGAUGCAAGUAUACGUACCCAAUCAAUGGUUGGCAUUGCCAGUUAUCAGCUGAUAGUGCUACCUUGUGAAAAGCAUUUAGUAAUUUAAAUGGAAGUGUUUUGUAUUUAUAGAAUUUAGGCUUGGAAGAGAUAGCAAUGUAGUAAAAGGAUGAAGAGCUGGUAGUGAGGAAGAAGAAACCUUCUUCCAAGCAAAAAGAAGCAAGCAGGGGCUCUGGAAAUCUGCAUGGCCACAAUGAGGCUAGAGAGCAUGGAAUCUAUUUGACAGAAGUGGCUACCUUCAGUAGAUUCUUGGGAAUCUCCACUUUCUUCUUUAAAAACAACAAAAUUCUGCCAUUCUUGGUUGCUGAGAAAAAGCUGCAAAGAAAAAAUGUGUUACCAGUUUCUGUUCAUACUUCACACCUGUGAUUUCCACAUGACCAUCAGUCUGCUGGCACAAUCCAGAGAAAGUUAGGAGUGCUUAACUCCACUUGAAACUAAUGGAGUACUAUGUGCCAUUAAACAAUUGUUAUGCCUUAAUUUCUCUGAAUUAGAUUGCAUACCAUGUCUUCUUUCUGGUACCUUUCUCUUAUCUUCCCCAGUCUUGCUAGACAGGUCUUGUAAGAAGACUCAGAACCAAAUAAAAAAGGUUAGUUUCUACAGAAUCAUGAUACAGAGGAAGAAGAUAAGACGUGCGCCUAGGCAAAGGGUUAAAUGUAGCAGAAGUUAGGGCGACCCUAUGUAAAGGAGGACAGGGCUCCUGUAUCUUUAACAGUUGUAGAGAAAAGGGGAUUUCAGCUGGUAUCAUUCUUAUGCACCAGCACUUGGUGACAUUCCCUCUUCAUCACAACAGUUAAAGCUGCAGGAGCCCUGGCCUCUUCUG
Elgaria multicarinata webbii is the source of this 3497-nucleotide messenger RNA. RefSeq names its product NUAK family kinase 1 (gene NUAK1). Gene Ontology annotation, biological process: intracellular signal transduction; protein phosphorylation. NCBI's taxonomy places the organism in Eukaryota, Metazoa, Chordata, Lepidosauria, Squamata, Anguidae. Bases 1 to 2079 code for a protein of 692 amino acids. The transcript is spliced from 7 exons. Gene Ontology annotation, cellular component: cytoplasm. Gene Ontology annotation, molecular function: ATP binding; protein serine/threonine kinase activity. The record is from RefSeq and is a predicted model, not a curated record.